Austrofundulus limnaeus is the source of this 2998-nucleotide messenger RNA. RefSeq names its product serine incorporator 5 (gene serinc5). The record is from RefSeq and is a predicted model, not a curated record. NCBI's taxonomy places the organism in Eukaryota, Metazoa, Chordata, Actinopteri, Cyprinodontiformes, Rivulidae. The transcript is spliced from 12 exons. Gene Ontology annotation, cellular component: membrane. The coding region runs from base 170 to 1549 and encodes 459 amino acids.
GAGGAGAGCAUAGCAGCAGGAGCAGCGGCGGGAGGCAGCACGGCGGACCGAGUGGCUCGAUAGUUUUAACUGCUGUUGGUGAUUUAAUAUCGAGGAGGACGAAAACAACAAAGAAAACCCGUAGCUCGUCUUACUUCGAAAAGGAUACAUCAGAUUUCGUCCAGGCAGGAUGUGUACUCCGUGCUGUUUCGCUCAGCUGGCCUGUUGCUGCGGCUCAGCGGCCUGCUCGUGCUGCUGCAGCUGCUGCCCCAGGAUCAAACAGUCCACGGGGACCAGGUUUAUGUACGCCUUGUACUUCCUGUUGGUCACCAGCAUCUGUAUCAUCAUGAUGUCCCCCACUGUGGAGGAGGAGAUGAAAAAGAAUAUCCCCUUCUACAACCAAAUGUGUGAGAAGAUGAAUGCAGGGGAAAACUGCAAAACGCUGGUUGGAUACUCGGCUGUCUACAAGAUGUGUUUUGGAAUGGCCUGUUUCUUCUUGUUCUUCUGUAUCUUCACCUUACGAAUCAAUAACAGCACGGGCUGCAGGGCGGCCAUACACAACGGGUUCUGGCUGCUGAAGUUUAUUCUGCUGGGGGGUUGCUGCACCGGAGCCUUCUUCAUCCCACAAGAGGAAACCUUUUUGGAAGUUUGGCGCUACAUCGGAGCCGUAGGCGGCGGCUUGUUCCUGGUGAUCCAGCUCUUGUUGUUGGUGGAGUUUGCUCACAGAUGGAACACAAACUGGAGUUCAGGUGUGGAGUACAACCGUCUGUGGUACGCAGCUCUGGCCUUGGUCACCCUGGUUCUGUUCAGCGUCGCAGUGGGAGCRGUGGUCUUUAUGGGGGUGUUCUACACACACCCCGAGGCCUGUUUACUUAACAAGAUAUUCCUGGGCAUCAAUGGCAGCCUCUGCCUCAUUGUCUCGCUCCUCGCCAUCUCCCCCUUCAUACAAAAAUUGCAGCCCAAAUCAGGCCUGUUGCAGCCAGGAGUCAUCAGUGUGUACGUCAUGUACCUCACCUUCUCAGCCUUCUCCAGCAAACCAAAAGAAAUUUUAGAGCUAGACGGUAAGAACGAAACCGUGUGCGUGUUCCCCCUGAACUCCGGGUCAGAAAGCGACAAGCAGAUCGUCACUGCAAUCGGAACCAUUAUCCUGUUUGCCUGCAUCAUUUACUCUUGUUUGACCUCCACCACUAGGCGAAGCUCUGCGGCGCUCAGAGUGUACAGGGACAGUGAGCCAGAGACUGAGAGAGCUCGCUGCUUUUUCUGCUAUGGAGACGACGCAGAGGACAACAAUGAGGAGAAAACGGGUUCGGGUCAGAACGUGGUAUAUGACGAACAGGAAGGAACUAUCUACAGCUAUUCCUUCUUCCACUUCAUCUUCUUCUUGGGCUCUCUUUACGUCAUGAUGACCGUCACCAACUGGUUUCAUUACGAUGACCAUAAGAUCGAGAAGCUGCUGGACGGAAGCUGGUCUGUGUUCUGGACCAAGAUGGUCUCCUGCUGGGUCUGUCUCUUCCUCUACAUCAUGACCCUCAUCGCCCCGAUGAUGUGCCCGAAGCGCUUCGAGGCCUAAAAUCAGCCAUCCUUACAGAAGUGUCCACCUGUCCUGCUCUGUAGGAUGUGGGCCAAGGGACCACCAUACUUCCCCUCUUUACCUUUAAACGCAACCCCACUCUACCCUCAAAUAUAAAAGAAGGAUUAUCUGUUGCCUUUUGUUUUGUACGUUACAGUCUUUGUUUUAUGAUGUUAAGCUGUAAAUACCUUAUUGGUAAAAUUUUUUUAAUUUAUUUUACUACCACUGACUGGAGUUUUGUAUUACUUAAAGGUUUGAAGUUAAAUAAAUAAAAAAAUGUAGGAGCUGAGUUACAUCCCUGAAAACUUCUGACUUGAAAGUGAACGUUUAUAGAAUUUUUUUUUUUUAUUGAAUUCCCCCCUUUUUUUUUUUCCUUUUCUCAGCCAGGUAUUUCAGAUCUGUGAAGUCAAACCAGAAGUUUGUAGCAAAGUUUUGGGCCAAACCUUUUUGAGUUUUGGGCCAAAUUUACUUAAAAAGGAAAAAAAAAAAGAAAUGUAUUUAUUAAAGCGUAAACGAAAUCGGAUAUGGCCCUAACUUUGUUCAAAAACUCAUUUCUCAGGCUCGUGUUUAAGCUCUAUAUGUUGACGAUUUUAUAUGUUGUUUUGUAGUUUUCUAUGCAACAGAAUGAGAGCUUCUUAGUAUUAAUCGCCUCCUGUUGUGAAGUUCCCACCUAGAUAACAAAAGUAAAGUUUUAUUAUUGUCUGUGCUCCCUUUGAGCCAAUCUUUUUCUUGGAGUUCACGUCCUUUCUUGCAUCGUCAUUGUGCAGGGCAGCACUCCUUAAAUCAGCCUGCCUUUAGUGAGUCUGACUUCAGUGAAGUUCCACGUCUCUGGAAGAGGUCCACCAACUCAACGCUGCAUUUGCCAAAGGUAGACGACAGAAAAAAUGAAAACUAUUCAGAGUAUUUGAUCUACAGAGAAUGACGAAAAGAAGAGCUUUGUGUUUGCUUGCAUUUACACCUAAACCAUUUUUAUUUUCUGUACCAUAAGAAAAUACUUUUUGGGUUUUGUUAGUGUGUCAACAUAUGCUGAUUCAAGUAGUUCAUCAUGGCUGAUUUUAGGUGAUUUAUUCAACACUGGAUGUUGAGUUUACUGCCGUAAUAAUGUCUUUUCCUGUAUUAAUCAAAGUAAACACAGCAUAUUGUACAAGCAGGUCAGUUUUUUAUUGUUUUCCUAACACUUUGGACAGUUAACAGUUUAAUCUGGACAUUUUAUUUAGAUUUUGCUUCUGCUAAAACUGUUGUUUUGUAAAAACUUUGCAAUUUUUAAUAACCACUCUGAAUGUAGAAAUGUACUGGUGCUUUCAAACAAAUGAUAAAACAUUGAAUAUGAUCUGGUAAAGGUUAAAAACCACAGUGAGACUAUCUGACCAAACUGUUUGUGAUACAAAGAUGAAAGGUUACAUGCAGUUCAUGUGGCUCACAUUCUUUCAAUAAAACAUUCAGAAAAGC